AUGGCGUUUUUGAAUGUGGUAGAUGAUGGUAGAGAUAUGGAUCAUGACCCAGGGGGAGGAAGACCGCCGGAUAGGGGCAGGCAACUUCGCCUUACUGAUUUCUGGAAACCUAAAUUAAAGGAUGCAUCGGAAGCGGUUAGAGAAGAAUCUGAGUUUCAAGCCAAAGAAGAUCUGAGUACUAAGGUGGAUGACAGCAGAAAUCAGAAAGAUAGAGGGGAUGGUGUGAAGAAAACUUUUUCUACUGUUGUGGGUAAGGUUUUACCGGACGUGGAGCAGUUGCCGGAUCCAAUACAUGCUGGGGCGCACACUAAGAUUAUCAUCCCGCAGGAGGCAUAUGAGGAGAGGCUGGAAAAAUUCAAGUUUGCUUUGAUAGGUAGGGCAAAUUUCAAAUUUAUGUCUAUGAAUGAUAUUCGUAAAGCUGCAGGAGAGGGGUGGAAGUUGAAGGGGAGAAUUUCUUUGUCUCCUAUGGGGAAAGGCUUCAUUUUAUUUCAGUUUGAGUUGGAAGGAGAUAUGUCUGCCAUUUGGAGAAGGAACCUAAUCAAGGUUAGAGGACAAUUGAUUCGAUUCCAACGCUGGAAACCAGAUUUUGAUGUGCAUGCGGUGAACAACCCAACCAAACUGGUGUGGAUCAGAUUUCCAGGCCUUCCCCUGGAAUACUGGCAUGAGAAGAUCUUGUUGACAAUGGCUAAAGGGGCAGGUAAACCUGUGGCCCUGGACAGACGCACCAGAUCGGCGGCAAUGGGGAAUUUUGCGCGUGUUCAGGUAGAAGUGAUAAUUGGGGAGAAAAGGGUGGAAGAGAUUCAGGUGGAAAGAAAGCAACCAGGAACGGGGGAGAUUUUUUGGUUUAAACAGUUAAUCGUAUAUGAAGAUGGGUUAGCUAAAUGUGGUUUUUGCAAAAAAAUCGGGCAUACUUUGUUCCAAUGCAAAGAGAAGAAGGAGGUGGAUGCUCAAGACACUGAGGCGGCAACCAUGGUGAAUGAAGGUGGUGCAGGGCGAAGAUCCAGCUCAGAGGGCGGUGAUUUGGGUGAAGGAGUUGUUUCCAAUUUGGGUAGAAAUCUUACCCAUAUGAGGCAGCCUUCUACCAUAUUAAGAACUCAGAUUAGGGACAAUAGUCCAAAGUCUAAGGAAGGUGUGCAGCGGCAGGGAGAUAUUGAAAUAAUUAUUCCCGUAGAGAAGUCUACCAAUAUGGGAAUAAAUCACAAUCGUAUGGGUGCAGUUAACAGUAUGGAGGGUAAUGGAUUGGUGUCUACAUUCAAUGAGGAAUCUGGGUCGGUGGAUGGAGCAGAUAUGGAUCAUAUAUCUGAACCAGGAGAUGAGGCUAUCUAUGGCAGGGAGGAUCACAUUGGUUCAGGUCAGCAUGGUGAGAUCGAAGAGGGUAGGGAUGUGAGGUUCGAGCCUCAAAUUGAUAACCCAAAAACUCAGUUGCAGUAUAAGGACGGGGUUAUGAUUGUGUAUCAUGAAGACGUGCUAGAAGUUGAUAGAAUGGCGAGCAUCCUCGAGAGCAAUAUGGAGGGGAGAAGACAGCAAAAAGCUGAACCUAUGUUGGAGGUACAGAAAUUUCCAAAGAGGUUUUUCAAUAAUCUUGAUUUUGAAGCGGAUUUUAUUCAUAAUGAUAGGCAGGAUAAGUGGCAGUCGAAUAUCUUCACUGUGUCUUUUAUUCAUGCUAAUUGCUUCAGAGCAGCAAGGAGAGACUUGUGGAGUAAUUUGGCGGCAUCGAACCCGGGUCAAGGCAUCCCCUGGAUGGUGACUGGAGACUUUAAUGCUACUCUGUAUGCUCAUGAAAAAAGAGGUCCAGGAUCUUUUAAUCUAAGCUCUGCGGCAGAUUUUGGGGCAUUGGUGGAUAGCUGCUCCCUUAUUCAGAUUCCUUCACAGGGUCGAAAGUAUACUUGGACUAAUAAUAGAAGAAGAGACCAUUCUCCCCUAUUGGUGGUGUCAGAAGCAUUGGUGAAGCCCUCUAAUUGCCCUUUCAGGUUUCAGAGGUCUUGGAUUGACCACGAAAAUUUCCUAAAAAUUGUGAAAGAAUCCUGGGAUGAAUGGAUGUCUGGAUCGGCUCUCUAUAUUUUUAGUCAGAAAAUUAAAAGAUUGAAAAUUGUGAUUAAGGAGUGGGCUAGGGAAACAUUUCCCAAUGUGAAUUUGGAAAAGGAAGAGGCGCUAAAGGGGUUGGAAGAGAUUCAAAAGGAGAUAGAGGAGAUUGGUAUGAACGAUCAAAAUUUUGCUCGUGAAGCUGAUGCAAAAACUAGGUACUUGAAGGCAAUGGAGGGAUAUGAAAAAUUCUGGGCUGAAAAAGCUCGGAUUAGAUGGAGAACUCAGGGAGAUAGAAGCUCGAAAUUCUUUCAUAUGGCUGUGAAGGUGAGAAGAAUGAAAAAUACCAUUAGAUAUCUGAAAACUGAUUCAGGUCAGAUCAUCAAUGAGAAGAUGCAGUUGGAGGAAUUUACUAAGAGCUAUUAUGAAAAUUUUUUAAAAAAAUCGACUACUGUUGACCACAUGGAAAUGUUGGACUGCAUUCCGAAGAUUCUGACGGACAUUGAUAGAUGGAGGAUGGACGCGAUGCCAUCUAAUGAUGAGAUAAAAAAAGCGGUUUGGGACCUUGAUCCGGAAAGCUCUCCAGGCCCAGACGGUUUUCCUGAGGGGGUGAAGAUAGAUAUUCAGAAGGCUUACGAUACAAUUGACUGGGAUUUCAUUUUUCAUGUAUUGAGAAAGUUUGGGUUUUCAGAGACCUGGAUUCGAUGGGUCUACCAGAUGCUGGUCUCUGCGAAGAUCUCUGUAAUUUUCAAUGGUGGUCCGAUUGGAUAUUUUGGAGUGGAGAGGGGUUUGAGACAAGGGGACCCUAUUUCCCCAAUGCUGUUCAUUUUGGCUGAAGAGGUUCUCUGCAGAGGUUUGAAUAAACUAGUGGAAGAAAAUAAAUUAAAGCCUAUUAAGGGUCCUCGUGAUGUGAUGACGCCAGUUCAUAGUUUGUUUGCUGACGAUAUAUUCAUCUUUGCAAAUGCAUCUAUCAGAUAUGUUAGACAUCUGAAGAAGUUUCUCAACAUGUAUCAAGAAUUUUCUGGCCAAUGUAUCAAUUUGGAGAAAAGUAAAUUGUUUGUGGGCUCGAUAUCUUCUCAAAGAAAGAGGGCUAUUGUAGAAGAAUUGGGGAUUUCCCUUUGUACAUUUCCUACAAGAUACCUGGGGGUGGAGAUUUUUAAAGGUAGAGUUAAGAAAGAUUUUGUGAUGCCUAUUAUGGACAAAGUAAAAGGCCGUUUGGCUGGGUGGAAGGGCAAGAUGUUAUCCCUGGCAGGAAGAGUUGAAUUAGUGAAAUCGGUGAUUAUGAGUAUGCCAGCUCAUAGUUUUGCUGUGUAUUGGUGGCCGUCGUCGCUAAUUACAACUUUGGAGAGAUGGAUGCGCAAUUUUGUCUGGUCAGGAGAGAUUGAUGCCACAAAAAAAAUUGUUGUUAAUUGGGAUCAAUGUUGUAAGCCGAAGGAGGAAGGGGGGUUAGGAUUGAGAAGAUUGAGAGAUAUGAAUAAAGCUAUGCUCUGUAAAACAGCAUGGCGUAUCAAGCAUGAAAAUUCCUUGACCAGUAGAUUCUUGAGAGCUAGAUUCCUAAAUAAACAGGGGUUACCGAAGGAAGGAUAUAGUGCUUCUUCCAUAUGGCCUGGCAUUAGGAAAAUUUGGAAUUUUAUUUCUUCGAAGGAGAGAUGGGUAGUUGGUGAUGGUUGCAAUAUAAAAUUUUGGAAGGAUAAUUGGGUGGGAGGCUUUGCGCUGGAAGAGUAUGUGGAAGAUGUGGAUAGAUCGAUGCUUGAUGGAAAGGUGGACAGAUUUAUCGUCAAUCAUAGGUGGAACAUACCUGUGGUAAAUUCAUGCUUCAUGACAGAUGUUUUUAAUGCUGUUUUGCAAAUUAAAAUCCCAAAUUAUGAAUGUGUUGACAGAUGUGUUUGGAGUCUUUCUUAUGAUGGGAAUUUUAAUUUGAAAUCUGCAUGGGAAGAUAUUAGAGAAAAAAAGCCAAAGGUUCCCUGGGCUUCGCUCAUUUGGUGUAAGAAGCAACAACCGCGGGUCUCAUCUCUUGCUUGGAGGGUGAUUCAUGGAAAGGUUCAUACUGAUGAAAUGGUAAAAAAAAAAGCUGUGCCUCUUGCUUCCAGAUGUGUCCUUUGGGUAUUUGAGGCUGAAGUAGAGGGGCUGAUGGAGGGUUUGAUGCGAGCCAAGGACAUGGACAUUCAACAUUUGUGGAUUGAGUCAGACUCGAGUGCUGUUGUGUUUUUAAUUCAGCAAAGGAAGAUUCCUUGGUUUGCUUUGCAAAGGUGGCUAUAUCUCCAGCCUUACAUGAGAAGAAUUUCUUGGAAAAUUUCUCACAAUUACAGAGAGGGGAAUUCAGUGGCAGAUUUCUUGGCAAGAGAUGCGGCUAAGAGCGGUAUUUCAGGAGUUGAUGUGAUAUUGCCUCCUCACAUAGGGGAUUUUCUUUCUAGAGAUGCCGAGGGAAGACCAAAUUAUAGAUUCCCUUAG
Messenger RNA from Macadamia integrifolia, 4473 nucleotides. RefSeq lists its product as uncharacterized. Bases 1 to 4473 code for a protein of 1490 amino acids. The record is from RefSeq and is a predicted model, not a curated record. NCBI's taxonomy places the organism in Eukaryota, Viridiplantae, Streptophyta, Magnoliopsida, Proteales, Proteaceae. The transcript has 6 exons. Gene Ontology annotation, molecular function: nucleic acid binding; RNA-DNA hybrid ribonuclease activity.